Metarhizium acridum CQMa 102 is the source of this 651-nucleotide messenger RNA. RefSeq lists its product as uncharacterized. The record is from RefSeq and is a predicted model, not a curated record. NCBI's taxonomy places the organism in Eukaryota, Fungi, Ascomycota, Sordariomycetes, Hypocreales, Clavicipitaceae. Gene Ontology annotation, molecular function: 2-oxoglutarate-dependent dioxygenase activity.
AUGACCUCACAAGUUGAGCCUGCGCUCAGAGACCUGAUUUCGACAUACAACGAACUCAACAGUUCCACCAUCGAGGAGCUUGAUUCGGAACCCAGUCCCUUGGAGUUUAUGCGUUUCGUCUCUAGAAAUUCGCCUUUCGUGAUACGGGGAGCGGCAUCAUCGUGGAAAGCUACAAGGAAAUGGAGCUCGACGUACCUCAGAUCAGCCAUGGCUGGGCAGACUGUCAAUGUUGCCGUUACCCCUCACGGCAAUGCCGAUGCGCCUACGUAUUCGCCAAAAGAUGGAGUCACCGUCCUAGCAAAGCCUCACGAGGAAUCUCAAAUGUUUGAUGAUUUUCUUACAUACGUUACGAAGCAGGAAAUGGACAAAGCUUUCCCGGAGGAUGCAGAGGUAAUUGGCAGAAAACACUUUGUUUUGUUACCGCCAGUCUGUCAUCCUUGCAUGAAUGAGGCUUUGCUUACUCCAGCUACCUAUGUGCGCGACGAGACGGGCCUCUCUAUUCGCGUUGAUGAAGGGGCUGACCUUGUCCCUUUUGUGACUUGGGACCCAGACGAUCCGCAAACAAAUUCUACUGCCUUCUCUAGGUUGGCGCAACCAGUGCGAGUUACUCUUAACCCUGGGGACAUGUUGUAUCUACCAGCCAUGUGGUGA